Myxozyma melibiosi is the source of this 1818-nucleotide messenger RNA. RefSeq names its product cytochrome P450. The record is from RefSeq and is a predicted model, not a curated record. The transcript is spliced from 2 exons. The coding region runs from base 1 to 1818 and encodes 605 amino acids. Gene Ontology annotation, molecular function: heme binding; oxidoreductase activity, acting on paired donors, with incorporation or reduction of molecular oxygen; monooxygenase activity. Lineage: Eukaryota; Fungi; Ascomycota; Lipomycetes; Lipomycetales; Lipomycetaceae.
AUGGCCUACGAGUUCACGCCGUCCAGGAAAUUCAAGAUCUCCGUCGCAGGAUUCUCGGUCUACCUGCUUCGACGCUAUCUUAUCAAGGACCUAUCGCUAUCCAACUUCUUCCUUCUCUGGGCCCUCUUCACCAUCGCUCCCGGCUUAUGGAAGGCUUUCUACACAGUCGUUCUCUAUGCAAACUUUCUAUCGCCUUAUCGUUCGUUCAAGCACCCUAAUGAGAAAAUGCAUUGGAUCGUGGGUCAUCUAUCUGGGAUUCACUCCGCCCCUCCAGGCAUGAAGCAUCUCGAGUGGAUGGAGUCCUACCCCGAGGACUCCUGGAUCCGCUACAGAGGAUUUUUCGGCCUUGAACGAAUCAUUCCUUACGGCCCGGCUGAGCUGCAGGCGAUUCUCAUGACGAACUCGUACGAUUUCGUCAGGCCUAAUGAAACGCGCAACAACCUCUCGCUCAUUCUGGGAGACGGAAUUUUAGCGGCUGAGGGGGAUUCCCACAAACGACAGCGGAGACUGCUAAACCCUGCAUUCUCGUUUGGCCACAUCAAGGGACUUACGCCGAUUUUCCUGGACAAGUCGCUGCAACUGGCUGAUUACCUGUCUAAGGAAUUGGAAGAGGCUCUGGCGAAGAAGCCUGCUGCUGACAGUGCUGACAGUGAAACAAAGGAAUCUGAGUCGACAGAUUCGGAUGACAAGGCUUAUGUUCUUGGUCCAGGCGAAGCAGUCAUCAACGUCGACCACCCUAUUCAUUCAACCACGCUCAACAUCAUCUUCCUCGCUGGCUUUGGAACCAAGUUUGACGCUCUGGCCAACCCUGAUGAUCCACUCGUGCAAGCAUACCGAGCCGUAUUCACGGUCCCAGACUCUAUCUCGACCUGGAUGAAAGCGCAGUUUGUGCUAAACAUGGUCUUCGGCGCGGGCGUGCUGCCUACGAAGCGUAACCGCGACGUAGCAAAGGCGAAGAAAGUCGUGCAGAGUUACUGCUUGAAGCUGAUUGAGGAGAAGCAUCAGAAACAAAAGAUCGCGGCUACUUUUAACCAGAAGGCUAGCAAUGUCGAUAAAGAUCUUUUGAAUGUCAUGAUCGAGGAGGCACAGGAAGCUGAGGUGAAGACGGAUAUCAAGAAGACUACACCAGCGAAGAAAGGUAGAUCAGAUGCCAAAGCUGGCCUCACGGAUCGGGAAAUCCUCAACAACAUGAUGACCUUCCUCGCGGCCGGCCACGAAACAACUUCCAGCGCGACCUCUAUCGCCAUCUAUCUUCUCACCAAGUUCCCAGAAGUCCAGACAAAGCUCAGAGACGAGCUUCGUAAAGCCGUCCCCGAGGUUUUCGAAAAAUCUUUGAACAAAGAAAAGAUCUGCGAAGAGGUGACCUAUGGACGAAUCGAUUCAAUCAAGUAUCUCAACAACUUCAUGCACGAAGUCUUUCGGUACUGUCCCCCUGUCUCAGUCACCAACCGUCGAGCAGACAAAGACGUUCAGAUCGGAGACGUCAAAAUCAUCAAAGACACAAUCAUCUUCCUCGUUCCUGCAGCUCUCAACAGACUCAAGCGAGUCUGGGGCCCCGACGCCAACGAAUUCAACCCAGAUCGGUGGGACAACCUGCCGGCUACAGCGCAGAAUCCCUACGUCAACCUCACAUUCUUACAAGGCCCGCGCUCAUGCAUUGGCCGGCGAUUUGCAGAGAUGGAGUUUAAAUGUUUAUUGAUUGCUCUUAUUAGUAGAUUCGAGUUUAAGGAGAAAGAGCCUGGCGUGGAGCUGAAGAUGCGGAGUGUGGUGACUACGAAGUUUGCUAAGCCUCUGGAAGUGGUUGCGAAACUUGUUUAA